AUUUGUUCUCCUCUUAGGGGGAUCUCAGGUGCCAUCCAACCUGAUGUGACGUAUGGUUCAGACACAUACGCUCGACAAGUCUAUUGGAUGGCUGAAGAUGGUCAACUGCGUAGCCCCGAGGACCUAGAGAAUCUUAAAAGGCGCCUAAUGCUUCCGGACUGGUACAACACGAUCAACGAUAAACUUACUGAGAACAACUCUCAUGUUGAGGAGUUUAAAGAUCAGGUGCGGCUUGUAGUCUGCCUAGGGGAUAAAGACCUUUUCUAUGAGACGUUCUUUAAGGGUAGAUUCGACCCUGAUGCCAUUAAAAACGAACUUCACGAGAUAUAUGAAGACAUACGUAUAUCUGAAAUGAGAGGAGGAGAUGAUAUAGAAGACGAGUUCCGUAGAUUGGAGGCUCUGCGCCUACGUGCAGCUAACGGAGAGGGAGAGUUACCAAUCAGCAUAUUUUUUUCGCAAGGAAACGAAAACUUCAACAACUUUAUUGGUAGGGGUGUUGCUAGACUCUGCGGCUUUGGAGAAGGCUGGAUUCUUCAUGCUGGCCUCGACCUUGGAGGUUUGAGGGUAGAGUGGGGCGUAGGUCCAUAUUCACCAUCCCUUGUGUUUCCUCGCUACAGCGUGCGCGCAAUCCUAGCCAAGAUUAUGGUGCCGAGAAAAUCCCUAUAUCAACGAUUUAUUGACGGGAUUCUCCAUCCCAUCUCGACCUUGAUCGAGUGGUAUUGUCGUCUCAGAGAUUUCUUUCUCUAUUUUCUUGGGUAUGCCAACCACACCUCGCUUUAUAAAAUUGCUGAAGUGUGCACCACUUACAACCGCAGCAAAUUCUGGGGCGCGGUCGGCUGCAACUGCCAGAAGUUUGUUUUAGAAGUUCUUGAUCGCUUGGACCUCAGAUUUGCCCCAGAGGGUGAAAUGAAAGCUUUCAUCGAUCGCAUCAACCAAGGUGACUACAACCUGAGCAUUACUGAUCCCAACGGUUUGCAAACCGUCUUCACGAGCGUCCGUGACCUCGAUGAAUGCGCAGAAGUUCAUUGGAGCUUCUUGCCUCCUUGGUCAAAGUACCUUUUGUGCACUUACAACAGCAUAUGCUCAGAACGAGCCAGUGAUGCGGCAGCAACCACUGACAGUCCUUGGGUACGCUCUGCUCUCAACAGGGAUGAGGUUCAUCAGGUCUGGAGCAGCCGUGUGCAAGAAGUUCAUCGCCUUGUUAAGAACUGA
This is a messenger RNA of Porites evermanni, 1212 nucleotides long. The record is from the annotation of a GenBank genome assembly. Lineage: Eukaryota; Metazoa; Cnidaria; Anthozoa; Scleractinia; Poritidae.